Ostertagia ostertagi is the source of this 945-nucleotide messenger RNA. The record is from the annotation of a GenBank genome assembly. Lineage: Eukaryota; Metazoa; Nematoda; Chromadorea; Rhabditida; Trichostrongylidae.
AUGAAUGCUCCUGUGGAGAGUUCUCUCGCCGCUUCCCGUCGUGAUCGACUUACGGCACUACGCCGUCGAAUGCGAGAAGAGUUCGGUGCCAGGGAUUUGGGGUUGACAUAUGGUGUGACAUCCGAUUGUGAUACGUUAAGUGUUGCCAGUGAAGCUACCAGUUUGCAUUCAUGGCAUCGUCGUGUACUUGCUAGCUCCCAUACGAUGGUCGUACAUCCAUCUGACAGUAUGAGUACGAGAGCAGGACCAUCGUAUCCAAUCCCUCCUUCAAAUUCGUUAUCGCAGGUUUACGGACCGCCAGAACCUAUCAUGGAGUGUGACCCUUUGACAAUCUCGCUCUCCCAUCCCUCAGUAUCACCUGUUUCCCUUCCUUCUUCGUCGUUAAUGUCGCCUACUGGACCACCUCCUAGCCAUCCUCCACCUCCGUUGCCUUCGAGAGAGCUGACAAGACAGACAUCAAGCGAUUUACGAUCUCCGCCACCGCUUCCUCCAAGAAAUCCUUCAAUACGCCUACCCGAUCCUGUAUCAAGUGAAAUUAUUGUUCGAUUGAACCUACCUGAAACGGAGAGUACACCUACCACUCAAAGUUCGUCUAUCGAGACUGCUCAACAACUAACGAAUCAUACACAGAGGGGGUCCUCCACCUCGAAUGAUUCGUUGUUGCAACCGAGCGGAGAAACGGUUAAUGGAAGUGCAAGACGACGAGGUCAUACAAAAACCAACUCGCUUGAUAGAGGUCUCACCUUGGCAAAGUCGCUCAAGGCUGGCCCAUUUCCACCUCCUUCAAAUAAGUCGAAUUCUUUGACGCGUCAAGAACUAGAUGAUGAUGGAGAAGAGUGUGCACGUAACACAGCUGCAGAAGGCGUGAUACUUCAAAUCACUACGAAGAUCAUUGGCGACCAGUCUGUACGGGUAAGUUCGAUCGUGUUCUGUUCUCUUUCUUAG